GAGGGGGCGCCUUUGUCACGUGACUGAGUAGGCGUAUUUAAGCCCCUGGCGCGAGAUCCUGAGUGGAAAGAAUAGGCAGUCUUUGGCUAUUUGCAACGGCGGCGUGUGUUGUUCACCAACGUUCUCAAGAAAGAAAAUGAGUUUCAAUGGAAAGUUAAAACACAGCCAGCAAAAGUCUAAUGAGAAUUUGAAGGGCUUUUUCACACCCUCUCAAAAGGCAGCAGGAUGUCCAAGGCAAACCCUGCAGGUCUUAGCUGGCAACAAAGACUUGGGAAGGUCAUCUCAGGUGGCAAAGGUCAUUCCCAAAAGGAAACACUGCAGUUCAGACCAAACUAGAGGUCCAAAGAGGGUGAAAGUAGAAGUGAAGUCUACGCAAACUGAAGAAACCCAGUGUUUGACAAAUGGCACUACCAAUGAGGCAUAUGAACUUAUGGUUGUAGAAACGCCUCCUUCAACCUACUGGAAAGCGAUAGCAGAGGAGCGUCGGAAGGCCUUGUACAAUGUUUUACAGGAGAAUGAGAAGUUACACAAAGACAUUGAAGCCAAAGAUGACCAGAUAACUCAACUAAGUUGUGAAAAUGCUGAGCUACAGGAGCUGGCAAAACAUGUACAGUACAUGGCUGAUAUGAUUGAGAGGCUGACAGGAGAGAGCCCAGACAAUCUGGAGGAACUGAGGGAGAUUGCUCUCAAUGUGGGUGAGGAGGAUGAGGGCGACUGCAGUGCAGUGCAGACUGAGGAGGAAGAAGAGACCUCAGACCAUGAACAAGCUGGACCCUCAGGAGAAAAGGACUGACAACUCUUGUAUGUCAUGGGACUUUGACCUUUUUUACAGGUCGGCAAUAUUUUUGCAUUGGCACCAACAAUUGGCAGCCAUUUGGCUCAAAGUAAUGCAUGUACUUCAAAUGGCAAUAGUUUUGACAUGCCUUUCAUUUCAUUUUUGUAACAGUUUAACAAAUUGAGGUUGGUUUUAUUUUUAGUUUGGCUUUUUCUAUACUUUCAGUUCUUGUUCGAAAUGCCAGAGGCCUAUCACACAGCAGACAUUUUAACAAGUCACUGUAGGAAACUCACUGAUAAGUAAAAUGAGGCGUGAUGGUGAAAUUAUUUUCUUCAGUUUUAUGGCCCUUGUAUUGUGCCCGUGCUCACUGUCCUGGCUUAAUGGGACACUUUACUAGACCAGAGCCAUUAAUGAUGUGACUGACUGUUUUGAGGGAAUGUGGGUUUUAUUUAUUUUUUUUAGGGUUUUGUAUAAGAAAUUAACAGCAAGCCUUGAAGCUCCACUAGUUACUUGCUUCUAGUUGGUCUGGAGCUGAAAGGCUGCAUGUUCUACCCAAACUUGUUUGGACCCCUAAGCUCUCUUAAUGUUUCCUGUUUGGAAAAGGAUCAUGUGCUGGAAACUGCUACGUUCUUCUGGAGGAAAAAAGGCAACAUGCACUACCGGAUGUGGCCAAGCGAUUGUCCCUGUAGUGUUUUGAUUUGCUCUGUAAAAUUGUGCAAUAUCCAUCAGUUUUGUACGUGAAGCCUAAUGUCAAAUAAAAACGUUCCUUUUUAAAAGAA
Messenger RNA from Cyclopterus lumpus (lumpfish), 1554 nucleotides. RefSeq names its product geminin DNA replication inhibitor (gene gmnn). Gene Ontology annotation, cellular component: nucleus. Gene Ontology annotation, biological process: negative regulation of DNA replication; negative regulation of cell cycle. The record is from RefSeq and is a predicted model, not a curated record. The transcript is spliced from 7 exons. NCBI's taxonomy places the organism in Eukaryota, Metazoa, Chordata, Actinopteri, Perciformes, Cyclopteridae. The coding region runs from base 137 to 793 and encodes 218 amino acids.